GCAGAAUCUGGAUGGAGAAUCUCUCCCUCUCAUCACACUUGAUACACACACACACACACACACACACACACACACAUAUAUAUACCUACCUACAGUCCUAGCCUGCGAAGUCGAGUGAGGUCAGUCAGUCAACCCAGGGCAUCAUCGUCCAUUCCAUCAUCCGCAGCCUCAUCCCCGUUACCGAUAUUACAAACUUCAAAGCUAUCUAUCCCUCCUUCGUCCAGCUGCCAGCCAAUUAUCACUCGCCUUAGUCCGCAUUGGUCUUGGGUGGGAGUGGUGAGCCGGGAUCCCGCGACACCGCCUUCCUCCAUGACAGAUUCAGGCGUCUGCCUGCUUCUCGCCCAACUCGAGAUGAGCUCCCUUUAAUUGGACAAGUUGAAUUGGCCCAGCCGCCCGCCCACUUGGCCAACAGUAUCGGGUCCUGGCUUGCUGCAUCCGGGCCCCCCUGCCCUGGAUUGGGGCUCACUUUCCCGAACGGCUCGAGCCUCCGCAGCAUCCACGAUGUGAGCCCGACGUAGACCUUUGAAGGUGGAAUUGAAGCGGCGGGCGGCGGGAGUGUCACUCCAAGAACAUGGAGGUGCCCUCUUCGACCCAAGCUUCAAGGGCCGAUCAGGUCUUGGAUCCGGAUCCGGUUCGGAUCAAGCUGGAAGAAGGAGGGGAUGACGUAGGCACGGCCCAGUCGGAGGACCAAUCAUCUCGGGAUUCGAAGCCGGGGCUUGAAACCAAUACGGAGAUCAAAACGGAGAUCAAAGAGGAGACGGUGGAGGUCAAAGAUGUGAAGAAAGAAAGUCCGGAUGGAAACGGCGAGGAAGAGGAGAUGGAGGAGGAUGAAGACGACGACGACGAGGAGGAAGAUGAGGAGGGAGAAGAAGAAGAAGAGGAGGAGGAGGAAGAGGAAGAUUCCGACCGGCCUCGACAGCGGAAAUUGAGAAAGCGGAAGUUCGAUGCCGUACGUCAAGUUGCUCAACAAGAGCGGAUUUUAAUCCGUAGGAUCUCAAAAAUUGUCAAAAAGUCCAAGAAGGAUCACAACUCCGACGAGAGACACAUGCUGGAAGCCCAUCCCGAGUUGGUGAAUGAGGUCAAGAAGCGGCAUCACAAGAAAUUAAAGGCUGACGAGCGCAAACUCGAGAUCGAAGACUCUCCCGAAGAGCUGGAGAAGAAGUGUCUCCAGAUGGCCAAAGCCAUUCAAAAGUCCAAGUAUCUCGUGGUGUACACGGGAGCCGGCGUGUCCACGGCCGCCAAUAUCCCGGACUAUCGGGGUCCCAAUGGCAUCUGGACCCUCAUGGACCAAGGCAAAGAGGUCGGACCGUGCAACAUGGAGCUGGCCCAACCCACCUAUACUCACCUGGCCUUGUUCACCCUGUACAAAAAAGGCAAACUCAAGCACAUCGUGUCUCAAAACUGUGAUGGCCUUCAUUUGAGAAGUGGCAUGCCACGCCAUGCUCUCUCAGAACUCCACGGCAAUAUGUUCAUUGAGAUUUGCAAACAGUGUAAACCCAUGCGACCAUUCAUUCGAUUGUUCGACGUGACGGAGCGCACCAACAAGAAUUAUCACGCCACCAUGCGCCGUUGUUACGUGUGCGGGAACUCGCUGUACGACACCAUUGUUCACUUCGGUGAGCGAGGCUCGCUCAAGUGGCCCAUCAAUUGGACAGGAGCUUCCAAGGCAGCCGAAAAGGCUGAUGUGAUUCUGUGCCUCGGCUCCAGCCUCAAAGUGCUUCGGCGGUAUCCAUGGCUGUGGUGCAUGGACCGGCCGGUGAAACAGCGCCCCAAACUGUUCAUUGUCAAUCUUCAAUGGACUCCCAAGGAUUCCUCGGCCAAGCUCAAGUUGAACGGCAAAUGUGACCUCGUAAUGCAGCGACUCAUGGACCACCUGGACCUUCGGGUGCCCGACUACCACAUGACGAACGACCCUUUGUUCUCGUUUGCCACUCCCCUGUUGGAACACGAACGUCACACGUCUUCCCGUAAAAAUGUCGUGACCCGGGAAGUGGAAGACCCUGAAGUGAAGGAGGUAAGGGAGCGCCUAGUCACAAGCAUCACGGGUGACCACAAUUAUUCGCUCGGCGAGGAAUGCAUCGAAAACAAGCGAGACCGAACGGCCAAUAGUCGUGGUCGACUCGUAAACGGGGCUCAAGUCAUGGAUUUCAAGACCAUUUCCUGGCCUCGAGAUGCCCUCUACCUCUCAUACACCCCUAGUUUUGAAUACAUCGACCACCCAGAAUCCAUUGGUGUGGACUCGUUUUGCUGUGAUUGCUGCGAUCCGGGCAAGAAGAAGAAACGGAGAGGCAGCACCUCCUCCGAGGACGAGGAUGACGAAGAGGAGCAGGAUGGUGGUGAAGAAGACGACGACGAGGAGGAGGUUGAAAAUGGAGCUGGCGCCAGGAAUGGGAGUGAGCCAGAAGAAGAAGAUACCGACUCCAAGUGCUCGGAAGACUCCAGCCGAAAUUCAAGUGUCAAACAAGGUUCAAGCAAUAAAGAGCCUGAAUCUCCUAGUGUUGUCGUCCAACAGCCGGGAUGGUUCGGCAAAGGGCGACGGAAGAAGCAGAAAUACAGCAACUAAUAGGCCGAGACUCGGGUCGAAAAAAAACAACCAUCCCACCCCACCCACCCCUUUGGUUGAGGGUAAAUCAGUAUUCAAAUAUCAAACCAAACCAAACCCUUUCUUUCCCCCCCUCGAUGGGCGUUGUGUUCAUAACCACCCCUCGCGCGUUUCUUGACCUUUCAUAUUUCCUUGAUCUUAUUUUGGAAGUUUGACAAACUAAAUGUAAAGAAGUCCCUUGUUGAUGCAACCAAGACAAAUGUACCAUUAGAUUUUGUUUAUAAAUUCAACAAUGAACUCAACAUAAAGGUA
Messenger RNA from Tigriopus californicus, 2854 nucleotides. RefSeq names its product NAD-dependent protein deacetylase sirtuin-7-like (gene Sirt7). The transcript has a single exon. NCBI's taxonomy places the organism in Eukaryota, Metazoa, Arthropoda, Copepoda, Harpacticoida, Harpacticidae. Bases 572 to 2563 code for a protein of 663 amino acids. The record is from RefSeq and is a predicted model, not a curated record. Gene Ontology annotation, molecular function: NAD+ binding.